CUGUAGCGCUCAGCUGAGAUUUCACAACUUGCGGGUUACCUUCUGGACACGAGCCGGCUCGUCCCGUGGAUGUAUAGAGAGUCUUCGCGCAGCCAGACGCCGGUAGAUGUCCGUUAGACGUCCCGGUGACGUCAGAGUGGUGUCUCUCGUGCAGUGAUUCUAGAACUAUGAAGCUCGUUGCUCUCGUGGGUCUGUGUCUCGUGACUCGGUGUGGAAUAACGGCUGCUGGUGUAAACGGACCAGGAGUCAUCAACGUGGCCGUGGAAGAAGGAAGUGAUGUCGUUUUACUCUGUUCCCUCAGCACCAAGGACGACAUCGAGAAAAUGGUGUUUGACUGGAAGAAAGAUGGUCAGAAGGAGAAGGAGGUGUUCUUUUAUCAGGCAGGCAAACAUUACAAUAACGGCCGAGGAGGUCAGAGCGAGCAGUUCAAAGGUCGCGUGUCUCAUUUUCAAGAUGAACUCAAGUACGGCAACGCCUCCAUAAAGCUCCAAAAAACAAAGAUGUCUGACAGCGGAAACUACACCUGUACGUUCCCAAACAAACAAACAUCCCACAUUACGCUUGUUGUAGUAGUCAGUGAUCAACCUCCAGCUCUGAGAAAUGAAGUCAACGCUGAAGUGUCUUAAACCUAAAAGCAUUCUCUCUAACAGUCAGCAGGAGGCGACUCCUCUGGUUGUAUAGAAGUCUAUGAGAAAAUGAGCCUACUUCUCUCUUGAUUU
Molecule: messenger RNA, 719 nt
Organism: Sebastes umbrosus (honeycomb rockfish)
Lineage: Eukaryota; Metazoa; Chordata; Actinopteri; Perciformes; Sebastidae
Product: V-set domain-containing T-cell activation inhibitor 1-like
Exons: 3
Coding region: 168-626 (152 amino acids)
Source: RefSeq, a predicted model, not a curated record